CGGUAACAGCUUUUCCUGUACGAGGGGCCGCCGAGGGCACGACGCUUCUGCUUGGUUCUGUCUUCUCUGUGGCCCUGGGCCCCAGGUUGCGGUCACCGUAGCCCGAUCGAUCCCUUCGAAGUAAUCUUAGCCCACACUCCUCCGGCCUCCUUGAAACCGCCGCGCAGGAUCGCCCUCGCUCUCGCCCUCGCCCUCGCCGGGAUUCCUUCGAACGAAAUCUCCUCGAUCUUGGAAUCAGGGUAGAUUUAGGGCAAGAAAAGGAGGCCUAGAUUCCCGGGAGACGGAAAAUCCCGCGGAAAAAAGUAGGCAACGAUGAUGGCUUUUCUGUUAAAAUUCAUCUCCCUCGCCAUUUUCCUUUCGGUCUUCGCUCCGCGCUCAUCUGCUAUUCCCUUCAUCGUCUUGCACGGAAUUGGUGACCAGUGCGCCAACAAAGGGGUAUCGCAGUUUACUAAGCUUUUGAGCAAAUGGUCCGGAUCCGAGGGAUAUUGCAUAGAAAUUGGAAGUGGAGCAUGGGACUCUUGGGUUAUGCCCCUGCAGGAACAGACUAAUAUUGUUUGUCAGAAGGUAAAAGAAAUGCAAGAACUCAGCAUGGGUUACAACAUAGUUGGUCUCUCUCAGGGCAAUUUAAUAGGUCGAGGGGUGGUUGAGUUCUGCGACGGUGGACCUCCUGUAAAAAAUUUCAUCUCAUUGGCAGGCCCUCAUGCUGGCACUGCUUCUGUGCCACUUUGUGGUUCUGGAAUCAUAUGCAUGCUUGUGGAUGACCUCAUCAAAUCACAAAUCUAUUCUGAUUACAUUCAGGCACACCUGGCUCCUAGUGGUUAUCUAAAGAUUCCAACAGAUAUCCCUGCCUAUUUGGAAGGAUGCAGGUUUCUCCCAAAGCUCAACAAUGAAAUACCUAGUGAGAGGAAUUCUACUUACAAAGAAAGGUUCAGUAGCUUACAGACAUUGGUUCUUAUCAUGUUUGAGCAGGAUAGUGUCUUGAUUCCUCGGGAGACAUCUUGGUUUGGGUAUUAUCCAGAUGGUAACUUUACUCCAGUCUUGUCUCCCCAACAGACCACCCUCUAUAUCGAAGACUGGAUUGGUCUAAGAGCUCUGGACGAAGCUGGACGAGUCAAAUUCAUCAGCGUGCAAGGAGGCCACCUCAGAAUUUCUGAUAGUGACAUGCAGAAGUAUAUCGUGCCAUACUUAAACGACAACCGACGCAGCCCAAAGUUCUCUGUAUCCCAAUGGUUUUUAUGGGCCAUGAAGGAUCGUGUGAGGUCACUAGAAGAAACUUCUCUGCUUUCCACUUUAACAUAAGUAAAUAUGUUGAUCUAUCCGCUAGACUUGCUGAUCUUCAUUCUAUGAUAUCGUCAGUACAUGUGUGCUAAAACAAAUAUUCCACUUGACAAACACCUAUUUCGAAAUGAUUUCUGAAUGAAUUUUAAGUCGUGCAACC
This is a messenger RNA of Elaeis guineensis (African oil palm), 1438 nucleotides long. NCBI's taxonomy places the organism in Eukaryota, Viridiplantae, Streptophyta, Magnoliopsida, Arecales, Arecaceae. The record is from RefSeq and is a predicted model, not a curated record.